Molecule: messenger RNA, 1238 nt
Organism: Arachis stenosperma
Lineage: Eukaryota; Viridiplantae; Streptophyta; Magnoliopsida; Fabales; Fabaceae
Exons: 4
Coding region: 424-1038 (204 amino acids)
Source: RefSeq, a predicted model, not a curated record
CGUGAAAUUCAGUGAAACAACAGAGUUUGAUGACCGAAAGAACCAACGAUACCAACAACCUUCCAAAUCCCAAGAAAAUGAAAUUCAUGUCCCCACCUUAAAAUCAUCGCUCUUCUCUCCUUCCUCAACUACUCUCCAAACCAAAUUCAUUACCUUUUACUCCUUUACUCUCCAAAGUUACCGUCUUUUCCUCUUUCGGUAUCUCUCUCCACAAACACGAAGGAUAAGAAUAAUGAGAACCGGAAACAAUUGGAGAGAAAUCCAAAAUUGAUGCUGUGUUUGAUGUUUCUGCUGAAUGAGACACUUGGAAUUUUAAUUUGGCUUCGUUCAUUCAAAGUCAAUCAAAUCGGAUCUAAUCGAUAAUAGGGUUUAUAGUUGAUAGUUGGGGAAUAAGGGUGUGUGUAUGUGCGUGUGUGUGUUUUUAUGGCUACAGAGACCAAAAGUGCUACGGUGAAGCUCAAGGGAAUUUCACAAGAUGGACCUUCCAGGCCAAAGGCUACUGAUUCUUUAGCUCUCAAGAAGAAGAUCGAUGGCUCUAUCAGAAGCCCACCUGAUUCCAAGAUGAAAUCUGUAACCACUGUCACAAAAUCUGAGGUUAAAUCAAAAUCAACACCAUCGUCGUCGUCGUCCAAAACAGUAACGAAAACAAAGACGACAACUACCAGAGUAAAGAAAGUCUAUAAUCUUCCUGGCCAAAAACACGAUCCUCCCGAACAGAAAGAGCCCUUGAGGAUUUUCUAUGAGUCAUUGUCAAAACAGAUUCCAACAAGUGAAAUGGCAGAAUUUUGGUUAAUGGAGCAUGGGCUGCUAUCACCUGACAGAGCUAAGAAAGCGUUUGACAAGAAGCAGAGGAAGCAAAAGGAGCAACGGACAGGAACUCCCGUUAAGCCGUCAAAGCCACCAUCUAGAACCGAAACUUCACAGAAGCCGCAACAGCCACCUUCAAGGAAUGGUGACAUAAAGGCCAAGAAAAGAAUCAUCGAUGAGAGCGACGACGAUGAUGAUUUCGUCUUAAGCCAUAAAAGAAGAAAGGGGUAAGAAGGAAAAGCCUCCUAAUGUUUUAUUUAACUUGUGAACAAAGCAAAAGAGGAAAAGAAUAAAAAAGGAAGAAAAGUUGUAAGGUAGAAAUUUUAACAAUUGUUAGAUUAAAGACAUUCUUUAUGUUUCAAACUUUACUGAGACAAUAAUGGACAAUGGUAAUAGACAAUUGGACAAUGCAACUUAUGUGUCUUGAAGAA